Molecule: messenger RNA, 6379 nt
Organism: Lates calcarifer (barramundi perch)
Lineage: Eukaryota; Metazoa; Chordata; Actinopteri; Centropomidae
Gene: gal3st3
Product: galactose-3-O-sulfotransferase 3
Exons: 3
Coding region: 467-1876 (469 amino acids)
Biological process (GO): glycolipid biosynthetic process
Cellular component (GO): membrane
Molecular function (GO): galactosylceramide sulfotransferase activity
Source: RefSeq, a predicted model, not a curated record
CGUGUGCGCGUGCCAAACGCCAGCCCAGCCGUACGCAUCACAGCCACAAACGCGCGCGCAUUGGCUACUGAAGAGAGAGAGAGAGGGAGAGAGAGAGAGAGAGAGAGGCAACCGUCUCCCGUUUUGUUGCACGAGGAGUGGAGUCGCGAGGAGCCUCCGAUGACAGACAGACAGCGGAGCGGCUGCCUCACCGACUGCGACACCUGAACAAUUACCAAACAGCUACCGACCCCAAACAAACGAAGGAGAGCCGGCUGUAGGUGAGGAGGUGGAGGGACGGAGGCUUUCCUAAAAAAAUAAAGAAGAAGAAGAAGAAGAGGAGGAGGAGGAGGAAGAGGAGAGGGAAGCGGGGGCAGGCAGCAGGCUGGCCGGGAUACGGAGCCCGUCCGGGGGGAGAAAUCACCGCCACGACCGUCACAUCACAUCACAGCUCCGAGAUGACAAAGUCCCAGUGAAGCGGAGAGAGAUGUCGCAGAAGAAGAUAUUCCUGGUCUUUGUCGCCAUCAGUACUGUCAGUCUUCUGCUGCACCAUGGGGGCCACUUGAACUGGACCAUGGAGGCUUUCCACCUUGGCUGUCCUGCCCUCCGUUCCCACCCCGCCCCAGGCUUGAAACCUAAACACACCAAUGUGGCAUUCCUCAAGACCCACAAAACGGCCAGCAGCACCAUGCAGAACCUGCUCUUCCGCUUCGCAGAACGCAACAACCUGACGGUGGCGUUGCCUGUGCAGGCCUGCAGCCACCAGUUCUGCUACCCGCGCUCCUUCACCUCUCACUUUGUCCAUCCGCACACCCUGCCGCCAAACAUCAUCACCAGCCACAUGCGUUUCAACAAGGCGGAGCUGCAGCGCCUGAUGCCGAACGACACGAUAUAUGUCACGAUACUGAGAGAGCCCGGCUCCAUGUUCGAAUCCUUGUUCAGUUACUACAACCAAUAUUGUCAGAGCUUCAAGAGGGUCCCCAAUGGCUCCCUGGAGGCUUUCUUAGAGGAGCCCUGGCGCUACUACCGGCCAGAUGAAAAGGACUCCAUGUUCGCACGAAACACCUUGACCUUCGACUUGGGUGGAGACAAGGAUCGCCCAGCAACAGAUGUGGUGUAUGCACGGGCCUUUGUGGCAGAGGUGGAGCGAGUUUUCUCCUUGGUAAUGAUUGCUGAGUACUUUGAUGAGUCGCUGGUUCUUCUUCGCCAUCUCCUCUCCUGGGAUCUGGAUGACAUUUUGUACGUUAAGCUCAACAUGCGAACCCCGAGUUCAAAGCGGAGCCUGACACCGGGCCUUCCUGCCAAGAUCCGUGCCUGGAACUCCUUAGAUGCACGUCUCUAUGACCACUUCAAUGCCUCACUGUGGCGCCAGCUGUCCGCUCUGGGUCCAGCUUGCGUGGCGAGGGAGGUGCGACUCCUUCGUCGAGCCCAGGAGAGGCUGAUGAGAAGCUGCUUCGGCGGGCGGAUGCCGCUUCUCCGGUCAGCGGCACAGAUCAAAAACAAGGAUCUCAGACCCUGGCAGCCAAGUGGAAAAGUCGACAUUGUGGGCUACGACCUACCGGUAAAUCUCAGCCGUGGGUUCUCGAGCCAGGCUCAGGAGCUCUGCCUCAAACUCAUCAUGCCAGAAGUCCAGUACACAAGGGUUCUACUACGUUCCCAAUCACUGCGCUACCGUCGAGGCUACCAGCUCCGGCCUCCGCAGCAGUCACAUCCCCUCCAGCAGCCCAUACGCUCAGUCCUGCCUCGGCAUCCUCAAGUGCACCGUGGUCAACCGCCUCCUGCAGCCCCAGGCCCUGCCUCAGGAACAGGGUCCACCUCCACCUCAAAGCCUGCUGCAGAAACUCAAGGUCGCACCACAAAGUUAAGGCCUAAAUCCUCACAGACCCAGGCCUCGUAGACUGGAAAAUAGAGACUUGAAUAUAAUAUCAGUGCCCAACAGACUGCAUUGUUCUACCCAUCCUGACCCACAAGACAAUGACUAGCUGGUGGUGGUGGUGGUGGUGGUGGUGGUGGGGGGUUGGAAACAAGGGCGUCCUUGGGAAAAAGUCUGGGUUGUUCUUGAAUCAAUGUCUCUCCUGUCCCUUCCAGACAGAGUUUGGGAUAAAAAUAAAUUAGGAAAAAGGAGGGAAAGGGGGUUAGACAUAUCUGGACUUGAACUUGAAUCUCUCCCCUCUCUGGUCUGUGAAACAGUAUCAGGGUUGGCAGACACAAGGACGGGAGAAAUCCACACUGGAACCCGGCUCAGUUGCACACCUCUGCACGCCCAACCAAGGCGGAUGGGAGAGGGUUUUAGGUGAAAGUGGUUCUUUGAAGCAAAUCUGUUAUGUGCAACCAGGACUCAAUAGAGAACUGGCGAUAUCAGGCCUAUUGUGAGGCACAGAGUGGGCUUUGUGUGUAUCACACUGGUAUAGUAUCAUGUUACUUGCUUUCAUUCUGUGUUUCUCGAACUCCCUUUCGCUCUCUCUCCCCAACAUAUGCCACUUAAAGUCCUUGAGAGAGACAUGAUGACAUAAAGGGAUCAGCUGUCAGGUCUCCAAAGAGCCUCCCUAAGAGGCCAGACAGACAUUGAGAUCACCUCCAACCAUUAUUACAACAGCACAAUAAACAACUCUUCUCCUCUUCUUCUCUUACAAACUCUAGACUCUAAAACAACAGAGGGAGGGGGGUUAAAAAGCCUGAUAGACGGAGAAAGAGAGAGACCUAAACCAGAGGGUAAGCCUAAAAACUCCUUGAUAAUCAAUUUGGCCGUCCAUUACCACUAUGAUUCACAAAGAGACUGAACACACGCAUAGAGCCUGCGUCUCUUCAGCCUUCAGCCAGCCUCCCUGGCUUCCCUUCUGCAUCCUUCUCUCCAUCCUCCCAUCCCUGCCGCUACCCUCUGGUCAGGCUCUCCAAAGUCCAAAGAGCAGCCAUGACACCUUGCUUUCUUCACCCCGGUUCACCCCUGAUUGCGGGUCUCCCUCGGACCACAAGCUGAGAUCACAUCUUGCGUUGUAGAGACUUUACGCUGAAGGCAAGGUUUCUGGAUGUGUGGUUUUUAUUCUUAAUCUUGGGUGUGUUAUUGCAAUAAGAUCUCCAGGCCUACGCUCUACAUGAAAGGCAUGGAUUUAAUAACCUACCAGCAACCCCUCCAAACCGCACACACCGGCACAAACAAAACCAUAAAACAACUUGACAGGACAAAGACUUGAAGUCAGUGGGUCGCAGGGUUUGAAUAUUUAAUCGUCUUGUCCCUUGCAGCCCUCCUACGGCCCAUGUGCUUGGGUUACACGGCUGUACAUUUUCAUCACGGACAUGUUGGACCAGAUGAGAAAAAAAAGCUGCUCAUUUUGAACCCAGAAACACGGGACGGCUAAGCGAGAGUGAUCAUGUAGGCUGCUCAAGGCUAAUGGUCCAGCUGGGUUGGCCGGGAUCUUAAAAUGUCAUCACUUAUCUCAGCUGUGAUCCAUUUUUAAUGCAUUUCUGCUCAUAUUUAAUGUGUCAUUUAUGUUCUGUUAUUCCUCCAGUGAUCAGCAGGGUGCUGCUAAGUAGCUGGGGGGGCGGAGGAAGGAUGUCUGGGUGUUUUUGUGUGAGUGUGUGAGAGUGUGUGUGUGAGCCGAGAAGUGUCUCUCUCUGCUUCAUGUUGGGUUUUUUUUUUUUUUUUCAUGGCCAGCCAAGUUGGCAUGGCAACUAAAGGAAACCAUGUGUAUGCGAUUAAUUAAGACUAUGUAUUAUUUAUUAUCGGGACUUAAAGAGUCCCAUUACUGUAUUUUUAAAUGUUAUUUUUCAUGAAUCACUGGAUAAAAAAUGUGCUUUGGCAUCCAGUAAGUGGACCAUCAUAUGUUCAGCACACCACUUCAGGCAACAGUGAUGGAACAAGGCAUGUGGCAACAGUAUAAAAUAUUCAUUCUAUUCAUGUUUUACAUAAUGCAAAGCUACAAAGACCACUUCUGAAAACCGCACAUCGAAACAAGUGUAGUCGCUUUAAAAUUAAUCUUUCAUUCUGCAGUGCUAAAGUGCUCAACCACACGAUGCUUUUGUGGUUGGAGUCUGUCGCGCUGUAGCUUACAAUAAUGAAAAACACACAAACCGCUGCCGCUCCGGCAGGAAUAGAAAGUGGAGCAGGUGGAAAGCCGACCUGAGCGGAGGAUGCAGAGUUUUAAGACACAGCUGUGAAUAUCUGAAUUCAAAGUGUGCUUAUCUGAACUUACCGGGGAACCUCAGCUUUGAAAGCAUGAGAUGCACAGUAGUUUUUAUUUAUUUAAAGAUGUUUGUGUUCAGAUAUGUGUAAUAAUUUUUCAAGGCACAUACACUGUAAAAGCUACAUGCUUUGGCUCAGCUCACUUUAAAGGACAAGGCGGCUUUUUUUUGUAUGUUUCUCUUACCGUCUACAAAUCCCAUGAUAAGACAAAAACCAGCAUGUGGAAGUCAUUCUGUCAGUCCAGCUCUUACUGCUGACGUCUUGUCUCUAAUGCAAAGUUUCAUUUUUUAACCAUAGUUUUCAGCAGAUGUUACUGAAACAUAAGUUAACAGCGAGUUUGUUGGGAACUAUUUCCAGCUGUGGACGAAUACACAUUUGGAGCUUUAGUGAGUAUUUAUGGCAGCAAGGCAUCGUAUGUGGGAUCACCUCAAAAUAGGUUAUAAAGCCUGUGUUCAUUGUAAUGAAAGAACAUGUUGCUCUGUGCAACAUUGUAGCUCAUUUAUGUGUUUUUAGUUAUUGUGGGUGGAGCUCUGGCACAGAGGAAUAAACUAUCAGGCUUUGGCUACACAGACAGUACUUGUCAGUAUGAUCAGUUCAUCGCAGUGGUUGGUCUUUUCAUGGGAUUUUCUGACAGCAAGAAAAAUAUAGAAUAUUGUCAGACUCACCCUUUAAAUCAGUUUGCUGCUGAUACUGAUCCUCAGUUGUAUUUCAGUUCAUCUGAAUUCAGUUGCUACAUCUGUGAAUGAUUUCAGCAUUGAAUGAAAUUCCCUGAAUUUCUUCAACGAUAUGUGAAUCUGCUGUAAAAUAACAAGAAAACACUGUGUUGUUAUGAUGAGAUGUUAUGAAAUUGAUAACCGUAUGAACAAAUACAAUGUAUAGUGACUAUUCCAAAACAUUUUUCAAUCAGCUUAUUUUUUUUAACUGCUUCUUUCCACAAUAACAGGGUUUAUUUGUUUUUAUAACAAAAUGUCCUAUUUUAGUGCUUUUAUUUCAAAACCACUUUCCCCCAGUGACAGUUUUAUUUCAUAACACCACCACAGACUUUUUUUAUUUGUUUGUUUUGUAAUGUUUCUUUUUGUUUUGUGAUUGGCUGUUGCUAGAGUCUGAUUCACACUUUGGAAAAAGGGACAUUUUGGAAUAAGAACUGUUGGACUGAAAUAAAAAUGACCACAAAUAAAGUCUGUUAAUGUGAGAAGAAGCAGGGUGAAAUAACAAUCAUUUGUAAUAUUGCGUUGAGUUUUAAAUAUUCAUUAGGUGGUUUUACAAUUCAUGAGAUUUGUCUGUGUAUUCUUUUUUUCAGAAUAAUUUUACAAUGUCUUAUUUAUUUUGAAGACUUUGGGUCUCUGGAAGCAGUGGCACAAUGAUUAACAACCUUUAACCUGAUGUUUACUGAACAAAGCCUGAGAUAUUAUGAGGUACUGUCAUUAAGCGCAAAGAAAUAAACUGAUGCUCAAAUGCACUCUUGCAGUAGGUCAAAAUAGGUACAGUGUUUGCAAAUGCUUCUCCUCCUGUGUCUGUGUCUGACUGGGAGAAAAUAUGUCUUUAUUUCCUCUCGACUGUUCAUUUAUGGUCCAUUUCUCCCUGGCUGUGAGUCGCUCUAAGUGCUCUUUUGAUUGUGCGAGUUGUUCGCCCGGCUGUUCUGCUUCUUGUGAGAGAGUUUCAGUAAUGGUCACGCUGUCAUGUCUAAGAGUCGGCUAUUCUUCUUUGAAAAUGCCAGGAGGGGCUGUGAAAACAGUAUGCUAAAAUCUGAAAUCUCAUCAUCCCUCACAUCAGUUGCCCCUUCUUCUCUUUCAGAGUGAUACUGCAAAGCUGUUUUAUAUUUAUGUUUUUCUAGAAAAUGUAACUUGGCUUCUUUCUUGUGGUGUUGGAGCCUUUUUUUUUUUUUUUUGAGGGGGGGGUCCUCUGCUGAGCCUUUAUUUUUUGGGGUAGUGAAAAAACAGUUCAUCAUCAUGGGGUGAAAAUGAUGUACUUGAUAAUUCUAUAACUGCAUUUUCUUUAAUCUGCUCACCAUUUAUUUCUAUCCUCUGUUUAUGAACUUAUCUGUGAACUGAGAAGAAUGAGAAGAAUGAGACUUCUUCUUUUCAUUUCUGUAAUUCAGUGGAAGAGUUUGGGUGUGUGAUGGGGCUCAGAACAAAUGGCUAGCGACAAUCAGAGCUAGGGGCCACAAAGCUUUGUAAUGACGGGUGGUGAACGUGACGAAUAAAGUUUGAAUGAUUUCAA